This is a messenger RNA of Chaetura pelagica (chimney swift), 1545 nucleotides long. RefSeq names its product HSPB (heat shock 27kDa) associated protein 1 (gene HSPBAP1). The record is from RefSeq and is a predicted model, not a curated record. Gene Ontology annotation, molecular function: 2-oxoglutarate-dependent dioxygenase activity. NCBI's taxonomy places the organism in Eukaryota, Metazoa, Chordata, Aves, Apodiformes, Apodidae. The coding region runs from base 1 to 1503 and encodes 500 amino acids. The transcript has 8 exons.
AUGCUGGGCUGCCCCAUGCUGGACUGGCUGGUUCUUCACCACAUGUCCUACCACCCACACCUGGGGAAGAGUGAAGAUGUCAAACCAUUUACUCCUGAGAAAACCAAGGAAAUUGUGAUGUCUCUACAGCAACCUGCAGUCUUCUGUAAUAUGGUUGGUGAUUGGCCAGCCCUUCACUGGAAUGCAAAAUACCUUUCUCAGGUAUUGAGUGGAAAGGAAAUCCAGUUUAGGAUAGGUCUGAAGACAGUGGAUUUAGUUCCCCAGUUUGAAACCAAGUGUAGCUACGUGAAGGCUACACUUGAAGAGUUUUUGGCUUGGACCUGUGGGCAGCCUUCUUGUCUCUCUGGACCAUUCAGUUCUUAUGAGUACUCCAAACAUUGGGCUUAUGCUGACUACAAAUACAUUGCCAGGAUAUUUGAAGACAAGCCAGAAAUCUUCCAGGAUAUAAGGUGGUCUGACUUUGGUUUUCCUGGAAGAUGUGGAAGAGAGAGCACACUGUGGAUUGGUUCUGAAGGAGCAAACACCCCCUGCCAUUUGGACUCUUAUGGCUGCAAUUUAGUGUUACAAGUACAAGGAAGGAAGAGAUGGCACCUCUUCCCACCUGGUGACACCAGUUUCCUUUAUCCCACCAGGAUCCCUUAUGAGGAAUCCAGCGUAUUCAGCAAAGUCAACGUUGCCAACCCUGAUCUGAAACACUUUCCUCAGUUUAAGAACACAACAGCCCAUGUGGUUACACUCAGCCCAGGACAGGUCCUGCUUGUUCCAAGGCACUGGUGGCACUAUGUGGAAUCCAUUGAUCCCAUCACUGUCAGCAUAAACUCUUGGAUUGAGCUGGAUGCAGAUCAUGAGGCCCGUGUGGAAGAAGCAGUAACUCGAAUGCUGGUAUGUGCCAUAAAAUCAGCAGAAAAUCCCAGUGAUGGAGAUCUCUGGCUGAAUCCCACAGAGGUUGAGGCAACAUCCCAUGAAAUCAAUCUCCAGUACCUGAACAAAGCAGUGUCUGCAUACUUCCAGUGUCCAAGGGCAGGUGUGUUGGAGCAGGCACGUCCCUGCAGCGCUGCUGCAGAGCAAAGGAUGAGCCCCUCAUGCAAGAGGAAGAAAGGGGAAGUUGGCUGUGAAUCAGAGAGCUGCAGCUUACUAACCCAUGAAUGUGGCUUUUCAACAUUUCCAGCAGAAAAUUUGCAGAGAAUACCUUUUGGGCCUCAUCUUAUUCAAGUUUUACCACAGUCUCAAGAAAGAAGUUCAGUGGGUGCAGUUGCAGUUGGAAGUGAUAGCAGAGAUCUUCUCCAUGAAAAUGAAGGAGGACAUUUUGGAAAAUUGCACUGUGCCAGGAAGCAGUUGGUAAUAAGUAAUGACUGUGAAACACCUGCAUAUCAAAUGGAUUCAGACAGCAGUCCAAAUGCCUCACAAGCAGCCCUUUCUACCAAUGAUUUGCUGGACUGUCUGGUUAAUCCACGUGUCAUCAGUUUAGUAGCUCAGCUGCUGUUGGACAGAGCAAGAGUUUAGUGCCAGAGUGCUUUAUCAUUUCUGAAAUAAAGAAAUCAAAUU